Molecule: messenger RNA, 3453 nt
Organism: Caenorhabditis bovis
Lineage: Eukaryota; Metazoa; Nematoda; Chromadorea; Rhabditida; Rhabditidae
Source: the annotation of a GenBank genome assembly
AUGGUGUCUUCGCGCAGUAUCGAUGAUACAGAAGCAUGGAGACAAUCAAUUGUUCGCGCCAAAUUAUAUUGUCCGGAAAAGGCAAUGGCAUUAGAUUCUAUGCUGGAAGGGACAUCAGGAAAUCAUCAAUGGACUCAAACAAAUCAUCCGAGACCUACAUUUUGUAAUUAUUGCCGAGAAAAAUUAUCUGGCGUACCGUGGCAUGGUUAUACUUGUGACAUCUGCAAGAUUAAAGCACAUCGAAAGUGUACGGAAAAAAUACUAGAUAGGUGUAAAUGGACUGUCGAAGCAAGCAUUCCGCAGCAUUUGCAAUAUAUUAGUCCAGAGAACUCGAUAGUUCCUCAUCAAUGGGUUGAGGGAAAUUUGCCGAUGCCUGCAAAAUGUGUUGUAUGUGAAAAACCAUGUGGUUCAGUACGGAAAUUGCAGGAUUGGAGGUGCUUAUGGUGCGCGUGUUGUGUUCAUUCAGCAUGUCUUUCGCAACUUGGUCGUGGUUGCUCCUUGGGACCUGCGUCUCUGUCAGUGAUUCCGCCACUGGCUAUGAAGGAAGUAUCACAGGAAGGAACUGCCGUUCUUAGAGAUGAUGCUUAUGGAGGCGAGUGUGGAGGUGGAUCGCCAUUAAUAGUGCUUAUUAAUUCGAAAUCGGGUGAUAGUCAAGGUCAAAGAAUUAUUAAAAAAUUUCGAAGAUUGCUCAAUCCAUGUCAAGUUUUUGAUCUCAUCACGUCCGCACCUGAAUUUGCGCUUACGUUUUUCUCUCAGUUUGAAUCAUUUCGUGUAUUAGUUUGCGGUGGAGAUGGAACAGUUGGAUGGGUACUCAGCGCUUUUGAUAGACUCAAUUUACAUUCAAAAUGCCAACUAGCCAUACUCCCGCUUGGCACAGGAAACGAUUUAGCUCGUGUUCUUGGAUGGGGGCAUGCUUUUUAUGAUGACACACAAUUGCCGCAACUUGUUCGCACGUUGGAACGAGCACAUACAAAAAUGCUGGAUAGAUGGAGUGUUCUAUCGAUAGAAGGACCGCAAGCGGACGCUGUUAGACGGUACGAGGAUGUUGUUAUCGAAAAAGUUCGUGCAGUGCUGGAAGCUGAACAGCCACAUGAUGUAAUUGUUGCUGUAACCUCUCUGUGCGAGUUGAUCCGCGAGCUGAUGAGUAGCAUGGCUUUGACAUACUCAAAGGUUGAACAGUGGGAACGUGAAGAUGGAAGAGAUACCUUUGAUCCUAUGUCUGAGCAGUGCACCGUUCUUCUGGAAAAAUUGGAUAAACUCAUGAGAUCGUUGGAAAAUGAAGUUAAUAAAUGUGGCGAAAGUGGUUUUGAGCCUGACGAUGAGGAUGAAUGUUUUGUCGUCGAUGAACUUAAACGUCGAGAAUCGCUUGUUAAUCGUGCUAACAGUUUAAAAAAAGCUUUGCGGGACGUAAUCGCAAUAGCUGAACAGCUUUCGCAGUUCGAAUCUUCUUCAACAACCGCAUUAUCUAUUGUAGAUAAGCUUCCAAAUCCUAGCAUUGGAACCGUUCAACCUCCUACACCAGGAGGAACCCGCGAACCAUCCACUGCUAACGAUGAUGAAGGGUUUGAAUGUUUAAUGGAAAAAAGCACAGUAUAUCACCCAGAUGUUUCGUCGUCGGGAACUGGAGUUGCAUCUAGGAGUACCUUAUCUCCAGCAAAAGCUUGCGGCGAUGGAUCUUGGAGUAGGAGUAAAGAUCGAAAACAAAAUGAAAUUGGAUCGUUUAGUUCGUCAAAUAUGAAGAGUUGCCGUAACAUACUGUCCGGUUUUACCGGAGGAUCGCUUAUUGCUGAGGUUUUACUAUUAAAUGCUCGAGUUUUAAGUACAGUGAAACCAAACAGACCACCAAUUUCGGGUGUUGUAUGCCAUACUCUGUUCGAUCAGUACAAAGAAACUUGUGUAAUGAACAACUACUUCGGAAUUGGUCUCGAUGCAAAAAUUGCAUUAGAAUUUCACAAUAAAAGAGAAGAAUCGGAAAAAACCCGCAGUAGAUCAAAACUAUUCCUUUGGUAUGGAAUGCUUGGCGGGAAAGAACUUAUGCAUCGCACAUAUCGCAACUUGGACCAAAGAAUUCGAUUGGAGUGCGAUGGAGUACCAAUCGAUUUACCAUCACUUCAAGGAAUUGUUAUUCUUAAUAUUCCGUCGUAUUCUGGCGGUGCAAAUUUCUGGGGACGCGGAAAAGAUGAUUCUUUUACUGCGCAAAGUUUCGAUGAUAGGAUUUUAGAGGUCGUUGCUUUGUUUGGGGUAAUUCAUGUAGCUACUAGUCGUGUACCGAAUGUCGUACGACUUCAAAAUCAUCGUAUUGCUCAAUGCAGGCAUGUUCGCAUUGUGAUCUUGGGAGAUGAGCCGAUUCCCGUACAAGUCGACGGCGAGCCUUGGCUUCAACCACCCGGAAUAAUGCAAAUCGUUCAUAAAAAUAGAGCCCAAAUGCUUGCUAAGAAUCCAGUUUUUGAUGCUACUUUGAAAAAAUGGGAAGAGCAAAAAGAACGAUCGAACACAGCGCCAUCAACACCGACGGCACUUUCUUCGCAAUCGGAAACUAUAAUUUUCUCUCGAAGAGCGGCUGAGUUUUUAAGACUAGUUGAAUCGGAAAUUGCUCAGCUUGGGGUCUCAUCUGCAUUCCUUGAAGCGCUUGACAAAGCGGCACUUCUAGUGCGUGCUGGCCGGACUGAUGACGAAGAACAGGUUGGUUUUAUUGUUCUUGGAGACCUAGCGGAUCGGGAAGAGAUCCUCGCAUCAGUUGAGAGAGUUGUCGAAUUACUUGAAGAUCAUUUUGGAUGGCCGGAAAGAACAAAAGCUCCCUUUGGGCAGCCUCGACUUGGUCCUGCACCUCAUUUCAACUUUGAAAUUCAUGGAGACGAUCCAGAUAAUUGGAAGUAUGUGAUCAACAGCAUCAGACAAGAAAUGGAUCGUGAGGAAGCGGCUUUGCGAGAGAUUCGUCAACAAAAUUUAACGGGAACGAAAACAAAACGAAGCCGUCUUACUGAAUGGCUUAGCAAAAAAUUUGGGUCUAGUUCUAACAAACUCUCUUAUGAUCAAGUGAUGAACUGGAACGUGGAUCUUGUGUGUACGUGGCUAAACACCAUUGGACUUUCAGAAUAUUCCCAACAAUUUAAGAUGAACGAUAUACAAGGAAAUGAGCUAAUCCAUUUGGAACGAAGUGAUAUUCAUGAGCUCGGAAUAAAGAAAAUUGGACAUGUGAAGCGUCUUCAGGUUUGUGCAAUCGAUGAGUUACGCGAACGCGAAGCUGAAAAACGACGAGCGCAAGCUCGUCGCAACUCCAAACGAGCACAAGCUGGAAGAGAAGAAUCACCUAUGAGCACACGAAUGACGAAAGCUACAAGUUUAUCUGCAGAACGCUGGACUUCUAAUUCUGCCUCGGCAACGCCUGCUACGGAAGCUGUUUCAAGCUGUUCGACUAAUGAAAAUGAAAAACCAAGCUUAAACAGCUUAUAG